AUGGCUGCUGCAGCUCCGAAGGCUCCUGUGGAUUUACACCAGAGCACUGUGGUGAUUGUUAAUCUCAUUGCUAGUCCGGCCGGAUUCUGUGGUACUACGUCAGAGUUUUGCGGAGAGGGUUGUCAGUCUGGCUGUAAAGAAAUAGAGGAACCGAGCUGUGAUUCCCACACGGAUGUCAUGAAGCUUGACCGCCGAGUGGCAUAUUACGAACUCUUCAACAUGGCUAACAGAAAAUGUGACAAAUACAUCCCAGAGCAUAUCCCUGCUGGAGGAUUGACUCACUUGAACUUGGCUUUUGCUGUCAUCAGUGGCAAGUUCGAGAUCUCGGAGGAUGAUGGUGAUCUUGUGACUCGCGCUGCGCACUUGAAGGAUCGAUUCGAAGGACUUCGCAUCAACAUAGCCAUUGGUGGCUGGGACUUCAAUGACGGUUCUACGGCCACCAUUUGGUCUGAUCUUGUUGCGGACUAUGAAAACACCGAGAUUUUCCUAGACUCUUUGGUGGCCUACUUAAAAAAGUAUGGCAUUGAUGGAGUCGAUCUGGAUUGGGAAUAUCCUGUUGCGGAUGACCGCGGAGGUGCUGAAGAGGAUUACGAUCAUUAUGUGACUUUUGUCGCUAGACUUCGGGAACGCUUUGACCAAGAGAAUCCUGGUUGGGAGAUAUCCCUCACGUUACCGGCCUCUUACUGGUACCUAAGAGGCUUUCAACUCGAGGAGCUUCAAAAACAUAUUACCUACUUCAACCUUAUGUCUUAUGACUUCCACGGUCUAUGGGACAAACAUAAUGAUUGGACUGGUCCCUACCUGAAAGGCCAUACCAACCUGACUGAGGCCAAACAGGGACUCGAUCUUCUCUGGCGCAAUAAUGUGAAGCCCGAGAAUGUGGUCAUGGGCUUCGGCUUCUACGGUCGUUCUUUUACCAUGUCAGAUAGUAAAUGUCAUGACCCAAAUAAGGGCUGUCAAUUUUCCACGGCUGGUCUGCCUGGAGAUUGCUCAGAUACAGCAGGUAUUCUGACCUACGCUGAGAUUCGAUCAAGAAACGACUCUCUGAACACAGACAUGUACUAUGACAAGGAGUCAACGACAAAGUACAUGACCUAUUCCCAUGACCAGUGGAUUUCCUACGAUGAUGAACAGUCGUUCACGGACAAGAAGAGGUUCCUUACUUCUCAAUGUCUUUCGGGGCUCAUGAUUUGGGCUAUUGACCAAGACACACAGGACUACGAUGCAAUAAAUGCUCUUUUCGGAGACGCAGCAAGGGAUGGUGCUCUGACAAGAGGCGGAGAGCUGAGUGAUGAUCAGAAAGAGAAACUUUCGAACGAGUUUUCAUCCUAUAACGGCCAGAACUGCUUUGUCACAGAGCUUUGCACCGACGGUAGCGCCAAGGAGAGCGGCCCGUUGCAAAAAUGUCCAUCCGGUACAUCGUCUGUGUCCACGGCACAUGCACCUUUACAGAAGGCUAGUGAACAUGGCUUGACUGGUCAAUGCUCUGAAGGAUGGUACCGACAUGUCUGCUGUCCCAAUAAGCAAAUGCCCAGCAACUGCCAAUGGAAUGGUGAACCGAUUCGCAGUGAAAUAGGCUGUUCAGGUCAAUGCGGCGAUACUCAAUUUGAGUUGGCGACGGACACCUUCACCGAUGCCAUGGGAGAAGGCCAGUGUUUCCAAGGCCAGCGAUCUUUAUGCUGUGACUCGAUCGAGCUUCUCGAUCAAUGUGUCUGGAGUAGUUGUCAAGGCCCCCUAAUGCCAUAUCAAGAAAUCGGUGAACUUGAAUCUGAGGGUUGUGCUGAUGGCUAUGAGAGCGUGGCCUCUCGAUAUGACACGGAUAGUGGUGGUUGGUGCUCGCGUGAGUUCAACAGUGACUUACAUGACCGAUUUAAGCGAGGCCUUUGUUGUCCGAAGUCUAAAAAGUUUGAAAACUGCAAGUGGACGACCCAGGACGCUGUCAGUGAGCUGGAUGAUAGGGCCUGUCUGCCACGUCAAUGUCCGAAGACCAAGACUCAGAUUGCUGAGGCAUAUGAGCCUCAGAUUAGCCUUUAUGUCAAUAAGUAUUGUCUGGGUGAUUGUACUGUUGGGGACCAAUGCACCACGCAUCCGAUUUUGCCCGAGUUUGAUCCUGCCUUCUACCUCUGCUGUGAUCCACCCUCUCAGUAUAAUGAAGAUUGGCCCGUCCCACCUUCAUGGCUUUGGGAAAGCGCCUACGAGGAUGAUGGGGAUGAUGUUGCUUGGGCUUUUGCCGACAACGAGGAAAACAACAAUAAGGAAGCGAGCGAUGAUCCGAUCGAAGAGGAUCCUGCAGAUCAUGCAUAUGGCUUCCUAAUGUUGGAUGGCCCCCCAGAAUCCAUCGAUAGUGCCUUCGGGGAUUCAUAUACUGUCGCCCGUCGCAGCAGUAAAAUGCCCAAUCGAAGACGCUCCAUGAUCACUACCAACACCACUAUCCUGGACUCAACCUUUGAUCACGCGGAGGAGACUGUGUUUGUGUACUGCAACCACCCUAAGGGAUCUCCCCAGUGUGAAAAGAUUUUCCGCAAAGGUGCUGAAGACACGAUCAUCAAGCUGCCAGAUCAUGUCGGAGAAGGUCCAUUCGCCCGCGUUGUCUCCAUGACACCCGCUUCCCACACCUAUGAGCUUCCUCAUCACCACAUCAGGUCUCGUUCGUUGGAGAACAACGAAAAUGACGUUUAUGAGCUCAAGAUCGACUACAACUUCCAUCUCAUCAAGCGAGACGAUGGACCGAUUAACAUGCGCAUUGAUUACACUAAUCUUCUUCCAUACUGGGAUGAAGUAACAGACUCAAAGCCAUCGAAGAGAUCCCUUCACGAGAAGAUUACCAAAGAUGAUUGGAAGUCCCUCAUUCAGGAUGUGAAAAAGAGAACUGCCUCUAAGAACCCGUCGGUUAAGCUUGGGUCCGGCAGUACUGACAUGACAGAAACAUCUGAAAGUGGCCUAGUCAAGCGUUGGUUUGGUAAAUUCGGGGACUGGCUGAAGAAGAUGAACACAGUUGAAGCUGGAAAUGAUGGUUUUCUCAACAUGGCAUUCCAGAAGAGUUUCCUUCUGUAUCGAGCUGUUAAAGGAUGCGCUCGUCGAACCUUCUAUGCAGAGAUGAGAAUGUACCUCGAUGCCGAUGUUCAGAUGGAUGCGACCUAUGCAUACUAUCUCUCUGGAACCAUCGUGCCAUUGAAGGUGCAUGACACUUACGGGUAUCUGGGGGUGGAGCCAAGCGCAUACCUUGGACUGCGUCUUGAAGGAAACGCGAUCAUGACCUAUACAUCAGAGUGGAAGAAACUCAUUGACACUCUUGCUUACCCUGGAUUGAGCAUCAAGGGUAUAGCGACUGUUGGACCUAGCUUGGAUAUAUAUGGCCGAAUUCGCGGUAGUGUUACUCUGAGUGGUCAGGCCAAGGCUGGUGCCCGAGUACACUUUGGCCGUGCAGAGCUCUACUUCCCACAGGAUGAAGAGGGCACCAAAGGUGAUACAGACUACGACAAGAUCGACGACAUCAAAUCUCAGCAAGAGCGACCGAAGACUGGCCUAGAGCCACAAUUCUUUGCAUCCGCACAAGCAUCCGCAAACCUUGCCAUUGAUGUUUCCCCCAAUGCUCGCAUUGGUAUCGAGGUGGGUCCGUCCGUUCUGGGCAAGGGAAGCCUGGUAAAUGCGCAGAUCAUUGCUUUCAUGAACAGCACCCUUGAUUUCUCCGCCACUGUGACUGGGUCGGCUGGGACCGACUCUAGCCCCACGUACAGUUACAAAUACGGUGCCUAUCUCUACUAUAAUCUAGGCUAUGGAGGAUUCGCCAACAUUCUCGGUGAUACUUGGAAUUGGCACUAUACACCGGUCUACCUCUACAGCCUCCCAGGUCAGAAAUACACGAUCUACGAGAACAGCAACGUCGAAUCGGACGCGACGCUCAAUUCAAAGAGAGAUAUCAAGAUACUGCCAGACGGUGAUGAGAAGGGAUUGUUCCAUGAUGAUGACGAUGAGGACGCAAUUUGGAAUGAUGAUGGCCUGGAGCCAUAUGUUCCACCUGCUAGCCAUGUUCACCGCCGCAGGACUCAUAUGCACCUUCAUCACAAAGCACAUCACUCUUAUCAUGAUAAGUCCAAUGCUACAUCACCUAUUCCCAAUGUCGGCUCGGUGAUAUUCAAAAGAGCGGACGGUGAUGACGACGGUGAACAGCCAGACACGGCGGAUAGCUCCCAGUUUACCGGCUCCCAGAACUUUGAUUGCCCUAAAAAUGGGAACAAGCAACCGACCCUCCCAGAAUUGCGCUAUAACUGCCGAACCUUUUCCACCAAUCAGGUUGUUGCUCAAAACGGCCCGUCUAAAUCAGUCAGAGGUAUAUGUGACGGUAUCUUCGGAUGGUUUGCUUCAGAUGGCGCCAGCAGCGACGGCGUCACACUCACUUGGGAUCCUAACCGUCGUGACGCAAGAGACGCGUACACAUGCAACAGCUGGACAGACUACGAUGACGAAAAUAAAAGGAACUCAUACUGCACCAGUCAGAAGAAGGCUCUCAAUGAAGCUGCUGGUCUUCCUGAGAAGAAAAUGACGAUCAGCUGCGAUGAGUUUCCUUUUGGUGGGACUGAAGAGGGCGGAGACUGGGGUGCCAAAUAUAAGCCACAUCGAGUCCCCCCGACUGCUAAUUGCGUGCCUCAGUGGCAACAGUCGUUGCAAGGAAACUGCAACAAACUUCUGAGUUCUUUGUACACUAACGUGGCAUACUUCGACCGUGAUGCCGAUUCGGAUAAGGAGGACUGGAAAUGGUGGUCCAAGACUAAAAAUGACGAGAGAUGGACCCCGGGUGGAAGUGAGAGUGAUACAAACCCGCCAGUCUUUGGACGUCUGACGCGAUAUCCCGAGCCCGUCCCUCUCGCCCAUGGCAUUGAUAGAACUGAAUGGGAGAACUCCGGCCGAACACUCGGGUACAACUUUAAACGCAACUUUACCAUGGCCCUUGCGUACGCGACGAGUCUUUCAGAUACGCCCGAUCAAUGGGGCAAGAUGGCGUUAAGUAGUUCCCAGAUAAAAGGCGCCAGCUCAGAUACAGACCCCACCCACGUCUUUUGCGCGGUGAAUCUAUUCAAUCAACCAGAUGUCUAUCGAUAUGGAAGUGGCAACGGAUUUUGUUUGGAUACGCGCAAGGGAACGAACGGAAUGAAGAAAGAAGCUGGCUUUGGAGAGGCCCCAGGAUACACUAUGUGCAAGGUCAACUACAUUGGGAGUACCUUUAGUGACCAAACGGCUCCUGCGUCAUACAGCAAACGUGACCAAAAUGAGUUGACGGGAGAGAAUAAUGAAUGGGACAUCGAAAGUAUUGAGCUGCACCCGGAUGAGAAUGUCUGGUGGCCUCUGCCGGACGACGUGGAUUGGGAGGACACGUUGAACCCCGGAGACACAAAGCUUGGGUAUGUAGCGGAUUCAAAUUAA
Molecule: messenger RNA, 5421 nt
Organism: Penicillium arizonense
Lineage: Eukaryota; Fungi; Ascomycota; Eurotiomycetes; Eurotiales; Aspergillaceae
Exons: 13
Coding region: 1-5421 (1806 amino acids)
Biological process (GO): carbohydrate metabolic process
Molecular function (GO): chitin binding; hydrolase activity, hydrolyzing O-glycosyl compounds
Source: RefSeq, a predicted model, not a curated record